GUGGGCAGGAACAGCCAUUUGGAUCACUGCCUGCAGCCUAGCGGUUGAGCUGCUCUGGCGAUCAUCUGUUCUGAGGUACUUUGGGACUGUGGGACUGUGUUCUUUGCUCCCGCCCUGCCCCCUGUGAGCGGGUGGGGAAUCGCUGAGUCUGUGGUUGUACAGCUCAAGCGCCCGCCAUGGCCGAAGCGCCCUCUCGAGUGCGGCAGAACUAUGACUGGCAGUGUGAGGAUGCUAUCAACACCCACAUCCAGCUGCGCCUCUAUGCCUCCUACGUGUACAUGUCGAUGGCAGUCUACUUUGACCGUGAUGACGUGGCCCAGGAGAACUUCAAGCGUUUCUUCUUGACCAAGUCACACAACUGCCAGACCAGUGCAGAGAUGUUCAUGCACCUGCAGAAUAAGCGUGGAGGCUGCAUCUCCCUUCAGGACAUCGCGAGACCAGAACGUGACAGCUGGCACGGGGGAUUUCAAGCCAUGGAAUGUGCCUUCCACAUGGAGAUGCUGAUCAACCAGAGCCUGCUCAACAUGCACGAAGUGGCCAAGGAGAAAGGCGACCCCCACCUCUGCCAUUUCCUGGAGCAAAACUGCCUAGACAUUUUGAAGGAGAUGAGCGGCUACCUGACCAACCUGCGCCAGAUGGGAGCCGUAGAGCACAACUUGGCUGAGUACCUCUUUGACAAGCUCAGCUUGUCCUAAAGCUUCAAGUGGACUGAACUGGGAUGUCUCCACUGUCGUGGGGUCUUUCUCUGGUCAUUACACCUGAUGUUCAUGUUGGUUUUGAAGCAAAGUCCACUCAUUUUCGGUUUCUGAUGGACUGUUGCUUUAAAUAAAUUUUGUGUGUUUGUUUGCAGCAAAAUUGAA
This is a messenger RNA of Mus musculus (house mouse), 860 nucleotides long. RefSeq names its product ferritin, heavy polypeptide-like 17, pseudogene 1 (gene Fthl17-ps1). The record is from RefSeq and is marked validated. Bases 177 to 695 code for a protein of 172 amino acids. NCBI's taxonomy places the organism in Eukaryota, Metazoa, Chordata, Mammalia, Rodentia, Muridae. The transcript has a single exon.